CUCUGGAGCCUGGCGAGGGACCCGGGCUGCCCCGCUGCACCUUGUUCCCGGCGUCCUCCCGCCUGCGGAGGGCCGGCUCCUGGGAGCCGCGCGUGCGCGUCCUCCUGGUCGUCGUCCCGGGGCCGGGCGCGGGGACAGCUGAGGUGGCAGGGACGCCUGAACACUGCGCUUACCAAGGGUGCUCGGAGAGGAGUAGUUCAAAAUGUCAAAAAUUAGGAGGAAGGUUACAGUGGAAAACACCAAGACCAUAUCUGAGAGUACAUCCAGAAGACCUAGUGUGUUUGAGCGGCUUGGGCCCAGCACUGGCAGCACAGCAGAGACACAGUGCCGUAACUGGCUGAAGACUGGCAGCUGCCUCUAUGGGAACACAUGUAGGUUCGUACACGGCCCGUCACCUCGUGGGAAAGGCUACAGCAGCAAUUACAGAAGGUCACCAGAAAGACCUACGGGCGACCUCAGAGAAAGAAUGAAGAAUAAACGUCAGGAUAUGGAUUCUGAGUCUCAGAAGCGGAACACGGAGGAGUCGUCCUCACCCGUUAGGAAAGAAUCUUCAAGAGGGAGACAUAGAGACAAGGAAGACAUAAAAAUUGUUAAGGAGAGAACUCCAGAAAGUGAAGAAGAAAAUGUAGAGUGGGAAACGAACAGAGAUGAUUCUGACAAUGGAGAUAUUAAUUAUGAUUAUGUUCAUGAGUUAUCUUUGGAAAUGAAGCGUCAGAAAAUACAGAGAGAAUUAAUGAAGUUGGAACAAGAAAACAUGGAUAAGAGAGAAGAAAUUAUCAUCCAAAAGGAGGUUUCCCCAGAAGUGGUUAGAUCAAAAUUGUCUCCAUCACCCUCUCUGAGAAAGUCCAGUAAAUCACCAAAGCGAAAGUCCAGCCCCAAGACAUCUUCAGCUGGCAAGAAAGAGCGGAAGGCUGCUGUGGUGGCUUCUCCACUGUUGGACCAGCAGAGGAAUUCAAAAAGCAACCAAAGUAAAAAGAAAGGGCCACGGACUCCCAGUCCACCUCCUCCUAUACUAGAAGACAUCAUUCUGGGGAAAAAAUACAAAGAAAAGUAUAAAGUGAAAGACAGGAUAGAAGAAAAGCCAAGAGAUGGAAAGGACAGAGGACGAGAAUUUGAAAGGCAAAGAGAAAAAAGAGAUAAGCCAAGGUCUUCCUCCCCGGGACAGCACCAUUCUCCUCUGUCUUCUAGACACCACUCGUCAUCCUCACAGUCAGGAUCCUCUAUCCAGAGACAUUCUCCUUCUCCUCGUCGGAAAAGAACUCCUUCCCCAUCCUACCAGCGGACGUUAACUCCAUCCUUACGACGUUCUGCCUCUCCUUAUCCAUCGCAUUGUCUGUCUUCUCCUCAGAGAAAGCAAAGUCCUCCAAGACAUCGCUCUCCAAUGCGAGAAAAAGGAAGGCAUGAUCAUGAACGGACAUCACAGUCACAUGACCGGCGUCACGAAAGGAGGGAAGAAACUCGAGGCAAAAGGGAUAGGGAAAAGGACACCAGAGAAGAGCGGGAGUCUGAACACGACCACAGGGAUGACCGAGAACUGCGAGAUAGCCGGGACCGGAGAGACACUAGAGACCGCAGAGAACUGAGAGACUCCAGAGACAUCCGGGACUCUAGAGAAAUGAGGGAUUAUAGCAGAGAUACCAAGGAGAGCCGAGAUCCCAGAGAUUCUCGAUCCGCUCGGGAUGUCCAUGACUACAGGGACCGAGAAGCUCGGGAUGUUCGCGAUGUUCGGGAUGCUCGAGAUGUCCGAGAUGCUCGAGAUGCCCGAGAUGCUCGCGAUGCCCGGGAUAUUCGAGAUGUGCGGGAUGCUCGAGAUGUUCGGGAUGCUCGCGAUGCUCGAGACGUGCGAGAUGUUCGAGAUGCUCGCGAUGCCCGGGAUGCUCGGGAUGGUCACCGGAAGGAGGAUGUGUACCAGGAAGAAACCCGCAGUUAUGGCAGAAACCACCUGCGAGAAGAGAGUUCUCGAGUUGAGCUAAGGAAUGACUCUAGAAAUGAGUCUCGAAGUGAAAUUAGAAAUGACCGCAUGGGCAGAAGUAGGGGGAGAGGUCCUGAAUUGCCCGAAAAGGGAAGUCGAGGAACAAGAGGUUCCCAAAUGGAUAGCCAUAGUAGUAGCAGCAACUAUCAUGAUAGCUGGGAAACUCGAAGUAGCUAUCCUGAAAGAGACAGAUACCCUGAGAGAGACACUCGAGAUCAAACAAGGGACUCUUCCUUUGAGAGAAGGCAUGGAGAAAGAGACCGUCGGGACAACCGAGAGCGAGAUCAAAGACCAAGCUCACCUAUUCGACAUCAGGGAAGGAGUGAGGAGCUUGAGCGCGAUGAAAGAAGAGAGGAACGAAGAAUAGACAGAGUAGACGAGAGAAGAGAUGAAAGGGUUAGAGACAGAGAUAGGGAUCGAGAGCGAGAAAGGGAGCGGGAGAGAGAGCGGGAGCGAGAUCGGGAGCGAGAAAAGGAAAGAGAAAGAGAACUAGAAAGGGAGAGAGCUAGAGAGCGUGAGAGAGAAAGAGAGAAGGAGAGGGAGAGAGAACGAGAGAGAGAUCAGAGAGAUCGUGACCAUGAUCGAGAGCGAGAAAGAGAGAGGGAACGAGAGAGGGAGCGGGAAAAAGAGCGGGAGCGAGAGCGAGAAGAGAGAGAGAGGGAAAGGGAACGGGAGCGGGAGAGAGAACGAGAGCGGGAGAGAGAACGAGAGAGAGAGCGAGAAAGGGCCAGAGAAAAAGAACGAGAACGGCAGAGAGAGUGGGAAGAUAAAGACAAGGGACGUGAUGACCGGAGGGAGAAGCGUGAGGAUGUCCGAGAGGACAGGACCCCCAGAGACAACCACGAGGAGAGGAAGUCCAAGAAGCGCUAUAGAAGCGAAGGGAGUCCCAGCCCCCGGCUGUCCCCCAAGCGCCGGCGGGAGCAUUCUCCAGACAGCGACACCUACCACAGUGGGGAUGACAAGAAUGAAAAACAUAGACUCUUGAGCCAGGUUGUGCGACCACAGGAAUCGCGUUCUCUCAGCCCAUCACACCUCACAGACGACAGGCAGUGUAGAUGGAAAGAGGAGGAUCGCAAAUCCGAGAGAAAAGAGAGUUCACGGCGCUAUGAAGAGCAAGAACUCAAAGAGAAGGUUUCUUCUGGCGACAGGCAAAGGGAGCCGGCAGGAAGCAUGGAGAGCUCAAGGGGGCGCGCGCAAGACCUGCUGAGCCAUCGCCAGGCCGAAGAGCGAGACCGCGACGGCUCUGAUCGAGCCCACGAUGAAAAGAAAAAAGCAAAAGCUCCGAAGAAACCUGUUAAGAAAAAAAAAGAGGAUGAUGUUGGACUAGAGAGGGGCAACCUUGAGACGUCUGAAGAUGCUCAGGUGUUUUCACCAAAAAAAGGACAGAAGAAGAAAAACAUCGAAAAAAAGCGUAAACGAUCCAAAGGCGAUUCUGAUGUUUCUGACGAAGAAGUGGCCCCACAGAAUAAACGGAAGAGAGGCCCGCGGACGCCUCCUCUGGCCAUCAAGGAGGAGCUGAUUGACAUUUCCACUGACAAGGAUGGCAGCAUCCUUGAGGAUGCUCUGAAGAAAGAAGAUACAGCCUUCAGUGACUGGUCAGAUGAGGAUGUGCCUGACCGCACCGAGGGGAUGGAACCAGAGCACAGCGCAGCCACCGCCACUCCUGGAAGUACCCCUUCCCCUCUGUCCUCUCUGCUCCCUCCUCCGCCUCCUGUGGCUGCUGCAAGUACUGCAGCAACUGCUCUGGCCUCCUCAGCUACUGCUGCCGCCACCUCUGCUGCUAUUCCCAGCUCUGCCGCCACCUCCAAUGCCAAUGCCAGUGAAGACUCACAUAGAAAAUGCCACAGGACACGAGGGGAGAAAGUAGAGGCACCUCAUAUGACAGUAGAAGACACACCACAUCGCAAGCUGGUGGACCAAAAGAGAAGCAGCAGCCUUGGAAGCAAUCGAAGUCACCGUAGCCACACCUCUGGUCGCCUGCGUUCCCCGUCGAAUGAUUCUGCCCAUCGAAGUGGGGAUGACCAGGGUAGUCGAAAGAGAGUGCUGCAUAGUGGUUCCAGAGACAGAGAAAAAACAAAGAGCUUGGAAAUCACAGGAGAGAGAAAGUCUAGAAUUGAUCAGUUAAAGCGUGGAGAACCCAGUCGAAGUACUUCCUCAGAUCGCCAGGAUUCUAGAAGCCACAGCUCACGAAGAAGCUCUCCUGAGUCGGAUCGGCAGGUUCAUUCACGGUCUGGGUCGUUUGACAGUAGAGACAGACUCCAAGAACGAGAUAGGUAUGAGCAUGACAGGGAGCGGGAGAGGGACCGCAGAGACCCCCGGCAGAGGGACUGGGACCGGGACGCUGAUAAAGAGUGGCCACGGACCAGAGACCGGGACAGACUGCGGGAACGAGACAGAGAACGGGACAAAAGGAGAGACUUGGACAGAGAGAGAGAGAGACUGAUCACUGACCCCAUGGAAAGGGACAGAGAACGAGAUAGAACUUUUGAGACUUCUCAAUCGGAAUCUGUGAAGCGCAGUGAAGCCAAGUUGGAGAGCGAACAUGAAAGAGACCUCGACAGCAGUUCCCGGGACUCUGUGGCCUUGGAUAAGGAAAGAAUGGAUAGAGCCCUGGGGUCGCUGCAGGGAUUUGAAGAUGUGGGUAAAGCUGGAAGAACAGAGAGUCUGGAAGCAGGAGACGACGAAUCCAAGUUAGAUGAUGCACAUUCAUUAGGAUCUGGUGCUGGGGAAGGCUAUGAGCCCAUCAGUGAUGACGAAUUGGAUGAAAUUCUGGCAGGGGAUGCAGAAAAGAGAGAGGACCAGCAGGAAGAGGAGAAGAUGCCAGAUCCCUUAGAUGUGAUCGAUGUGGACUGGUCUGGACUUAUGCCAAAGCAUCCAAAAGAACCCAGAGAGCCUGGGGCGGCCCUCCUAAAGUUCACGCCUGGGGCUGUUCUGCUACGAGUUGGGGUUUCCAAAAGGCUGGCAGGUUCUGAUCUCUUUACUAAAGUUAAAGAAACGUGUCAGCGGCUUCUAGAAAAACCCAGAGAUGCAGAGAGCCUUUUCGAACAUGAACUAGGCGCUCUCAACAUGGCUGCUCUACUGCGAAAGGAAGAGCGAGCAAGUCUUCUUAGUGACCUGGGGCCAUGCUGUAAAGCGUUAUGUUUCAGACGAGAUUCUGCAAUCCGGAAGCAGCUUGUGAAGAAUGAAAAGGGAACCGUGAAGCAGGCGUACACAAGCACUCCAGUGGUGGACAACGAGCUGCUUCGGCUGAGUCUACGGCUGUUUAAGAGGAAGACCACCUGCCAUGCCCCUGGACAAGAAAAGGCUGAAGACAGUAAAUUAGCACCGUCCAGUAUCCAGCAGGAGCUGUGUGUGUCCUAGGCAGAAACUGAGGACAGCCCUCUGGUUCCAUCUUCUCAGCAGUGGGUAAUCUUCCUUGGAGGUCUUUGCUUUGAAGACAUUGCUAAUUACAAAGACAGAAGAUUCACCAGCCACACUGCGAGUGAAGAACUUCUAUCUUUAGAGACACUGGUUUUGGUUUAUUUAAGAUUGUACAUUAGUUUUUAUACAGUAAUCAACACUCAGGCAAAAUAAUGUGAAAGCAUCUAGAUUUAGUAGUUUCGUCUGUGUCUUCUUUAAAAAUUGAAGAUUUUAGGAAACCAGGUUAUCCCUGCUCUUCCAGCCUGUGAAUACAUCCUAUGAUAUAAAAGCACUGAUUUUUAUUCUGGAUUAUCGUACAGAAACUGACCUUAGUCAGAAAGGCGGCGUAGAUGCAAGCUGCUGCACAUGCUGUGGUGCCGACCGAGCACCGAGGGAGCGGCCUGACACACAGCUGGAGGCAGUCUCCACCUAAAGGAAGCCCAAGUGCGCUUUUUUGUUUUUUCUUUUGAAUAUUCUAAAAUAAAUGACUCCAUGGGAUUUUUUUUACACAUGUAUAUUGCUACAUUAUAUAUUGGAAGUCUUUGGACUCUUGAGUGGGGUUUAAUUGUUCAUUAUCAGAGACUGUGUGCUAUUUUAUUUUUAAUAAAUGUGCGUUCCCUUUCCUU
Messenger RNA from Acomys russatus (golden spiny mouse), 5997 nucleotides. It is a transcript of the gene Zc3h13, whose product is annotated as zinc finger CCCH-type containing 13. Gene Ontology annotation, molecular function: metal ion binding. Bases 203 to 5332 code for a protein of 1709 amino acids. NCBI's taxonomy places the organism in Eukaryota, Metazoa, Chordata, Mammalia, Rodentia, Muridae. The transcript is spliced from 19 exons. The record is from RefSeq and is a predicted model, not a curated record. Gene Ontology annotation, cellular component: nuclear speck.